This is a messenger RNA of Saccharomyces eubayanus, 834 nucleotides long. It is a transcript of the gene EAF5, whose product is annotated as Eaf5p. Bases 1 to 834 code for a protein of 277 amino acids. The record is from RefSeq and is a predicted model, not a curated record. NCBI's taxonomy places the organism in Eukaryota, Fungi, Ascomycota, Saccharomycetes, Saccharomycetales, Saccharomycetaceae. The transcript has a single exon.
AUGGAUACGGAGGUGAGUGAGCUGGUGGUGUUGCAGCUGAUACAUACGCUGAUCUCGAACAAAAAUGAAGAACUGGUCAAGAACGGUGGAGGAAUUAACAUGAUCGGGAACAAUCUUCGAAUAUCGCUGGUAAAGCUGACGAACGAAAUACAAAAUAACGUGCUGAUCAACGAGCUAACGAACCUGAGGAGGCAAGGCGGUGUUGUGAACGGGAAUGGAAAACUGGGCAUCAACGAUAUCCUGACGAUUGUGAAGAGUCUGUUCCCCGGCUACAGGACAACGCUGAACGAUGGGCAGUUAAGCCUGCACGGCCUAGAGAUGCAUGAUAUUGAGAAACUCCUAGUGGGCAAGUACGAUGAAUUCAAGAGAGCACAAACCGAACAGAUAAGGGCGAUGGAGGACGAGAUCCAGAAGAACGGUAUAAAGAGCGGUGCAACGCAAUCGCAAUCGCAAUCGCAAUCGCACACAGGCAAGAAUGGAGGUGCCGUGAUAGGCACGACUACAGCCCAUGGAGGACAUGCUAUGGACCCCAAAAGAGAAAAGCUGUUGAAACUGUACAGGGACACUGUGCUGAAUAAGCUAGAAAGCAAGACAGGAAACUUCCAAAAACUGUUCAAGAGCCCCAACAACACAAUCAUCAAGGAUGAGGUCAACUACGAAGACAUAAAGAACGAGACGCCCGGCAGCGUUCACGAGCUGCAACUGAUCCUGCAAAAGUGCAUAACGGACGGCGUAAUGCGAGGGGUCAUAGGCACGGACGACUGGAAACUAGCAAGACAGGUUCAGCUGGAACUAGACGACACAGUACAGUUCAUGAGGAGAGCACUAGAAUAG